Ilex paraguariensis (yerba mate) is the source of this 2653-nucleotide messenger RNA. The record is from the annotation of a GenBank genome assembly. NCBI's taxonomy places the organism in Eukaryota, Viridiplantae, Streptophyta, Magnoliopsida, Aquifoliales, Aquifoliaceae.
CUCUUGGUAUGGUCAUGGGGAAUUCGGGAUUCUUGUAUUUCAUAGGAAUGUGGUUAUUUAUUUUCUAUAUGCCUAAAACUUGUGUGGCUAGUGUCCAAAAUAUCGGCAAGUUGAAUCCAGGAUUUAAAGGAUCUCAAAUGAACUGGAUUGAUAAUGAUGGGGUGUUUCUAGUAUCCAAUAACUCGAAUUUUGGGUUUGGCUUCACUACCACCCAAGAUGUCACCUUGUUUCUGCUUGCGAUCAUUCACAUGAGCAGCUCAACAAAAGUUUGGUCUGCAAAUAGAGCCUCUCCAGUUGGAAAUUCUGAUGAUUUUGUGUUUGAUGAUGGUGGAAAUGCUUACUUAAAAAGUGGUGGAAAUGUAGUUUGGUCCACGGAUACAGCCAAGAAAGGUGUUUCUGCCAUUGAAUUACUAGACUCGGGUAAUUUGAUUUUGAUUGGGAACGACAGUAGUGUAAUUUGGCAGAGUUUUAGCCAUCCAACUGAUACACUUCUGUCAAAUCAAGACUUCAUUGAAGGGAUGAAACUAGUAAGCAAUCCCAACUCAAGGAAUUUGACUUAUUCUCUUGGAAUCAAGUCGGGUGAUAUGAUUCUCUCUGCAGAUUUCCCAACUCCCCAGCCAUAUUGGUCCAUGAGAAAGGACAGUCGAAGAACUAUUGACACAAAUGGUGGGAUUAUCAAUAUCGCGACUCUUGAGGCCAAUUCAUGGAGGUUUUAUGAUCAAAACAGAGUGUUACUCUGGCAAUUCAUUUUUUCCGAUAAUACUGAUUCAAAUGCCACUUGGAUUGCAGUUUUAGGGUUCCAAGGCUUUAUCACUUUCAUAAAUCUUCAAACCAGAGGUCAAACUGUUAAUUCUCCAACAAACAUACCAAGCGAUUCGUGCAGCACUCCUGAGGCCUGUGAUCCAGUUUAUGUUUGUUAUAGUGGCAACACGUGCCAGUGCCCUUUAGGCCUGGACUCAACAUGCAAAAUGGGGAUUGGCUCUCCAUGCAAUGAAUCAAACGGUUCUAUGGACCUUGUGAAUGCCGGGGAUGGGCUCAACUAUUUUGCGCUUGGAUUUGUUUCGCCCUCUUCAACCACUGAUUUAAAUGGUUGCAAAGACUCUUGCCUUGGAAACUGCUCGUGCGUUACUAUGUUCUUUGAAAACAGUUCCGGGCAUUGCUUUCUCUUUGACCAGAUAGGAAGCUUGCAAGGCUCAAGCAAUGGUGCUGAUUUUGUUUCAUACAUUAAGGUCCAGAGUACUGGAGGCAAUGGGGGAAAUCCUGGAGGAGGUGGAAGCACACGCUUCCCUUUUGUUAUCAUCAUAGUUGUUGCGACAGUACUUGUUAUAUUUGGACUAUUUUUUGCAGGAUAUCGUUACUAUAAGAAGAAAAAUCAGAAAUUGCCAGAGUCUCCUAAAGAAGCAUCUGAAGAGGAUAAUUUCUUGGAGGGUUUAGCUGGGAUGCCCAUUCGUUUCACUUACAAAGAUCUUGAAACUGCUACCAAUAACUUCACUGUUAAACUUGGACAAGGAGGGUUUGGCUCAGUCUAUCAAGGGCUUCUUCCAGAUGGAACCCAAUUGGCCGUAAAGCAAUUGGAAGGCAUUGGCCAGGGAAAGAAAGAGUUUCGAGCUGAAGUUAGUAUCAUUGGCAGCAUCCAUCAUCACCACUUAGUGAGGCUCAAAGGCUUCUGUGCUGAAGGAAGCCACCGGCUCCUUGCUUACGAGUACAUGGCCAAUGGGUCUUUGGAUAAAUGGCUAUUUAGGCAAAACAAAGAGAACAUGAUGUUGGAUUGGAAUACAAGAUACAAUAUUGCAUUGGGUACGGCUAAAGGAUUAGCUUAUCUCCACGAGGAUUGUGAUGUGAAGAUUGUCCAUUGCGACAUAAAGCCUGAAAAUGUGCUUCUUGAUGAUCACUACCUGGCCAAAGUGUCGGAUUUUGGUCUUGCUAAGCUAAUGAAUAGAGAACAAAGCCAUGUUUUCACAACACUAAGGGGCACCAGGGGGUACCUAGCACCAGAAUGGAUCACGAACUAUGCUAUAUCAGAGAAGAGCGAUGUUUAUAGCUAUGGAAUGGUGUUGCUUGAGAUCAUUGGGGGAAGAAAAAACUAUGACGCCUUGGAAACUUCAGAAAAAUCCCACUUCCCAUCCUAUGCUUUUAAGAUGAUGGAAGAAGGAAAAUUAAGGGACAUUUUUGACUCGAAGUUGACGUUUGAUGAUGAGGAUGGAAGGGUGGCCAUAGCUGUCAAGGUUGCUUUGUGGUGUAUACAGGAUGACAUGUAUCUAAGACCACCAAUGACAAAAGUAGUCCAAAUGCUUGAAGGCCUUUCUCCAGUCCCUCAGCCACCAACAUCUUCCCCGAUGCGUUCUCGCCUCUUCCCAAAUAUCUUCAAAACUGUCAGUGAGGAGGGCACUUCGUCGGGGCCCUCAGACAGCAACAGUGAUGCCUAUCUUUCAGCUGUACGACUUUCAGGGCCGAGAUAGCAGCAACCAGAGAUGGAGGAUGGACAUUUGAUCUAGGGGAUAAGACACUCACAUGCACAAUGAUCUCCCGUUUUGUUUUUCUUUUAUAUUUGUUAGAUUACUGAAAUUUUGUAACACCGGCCAUUGCAUAGAUUCAAACUUGUUCUCGCAUUUGUAGAUCUGUAAAUCAAUGAUACUAUUCAUUUUGAUAUAAA